GGCCGAAAGUGCACCUCACUUCUCACUUUGAGCCUUUAACAUCGUGAAUCAUAAACCCGGGUGUCGGCGUCCUGCACAGUACAGAUUAUCGAGUUACUGUCGGGCUGACUGGUGAGAUGUUUUCUUGACAUUGCCCACGACACCUUCUUUGUUACCCCUUUUUAGCUCCGCAUCCUCCGCAUCCCCAGACCAUGGCCGACACAGCAAACGCGGCAAUAGCGACAGCUGCGGCAACUGCUGCGCCGACCUACAAGCAACUCAAGGAGGACUUUGUCUCGAAUCUUUCAGGAGGAUCAGUGGCAGAGAUUGCACAGGUCUGCGCAGUGGCACCGGUCGUCGCCCUCCUGUGGUCCGCCCUUCAAGCCCGACAGUCGUUUUUUACUCCCUACACCGCAGAAGCCUUUGUCGUCGACUUCCUACUCAACGUAGGCGCCCUCCUGCUCUCCGUCACCCUCUACUCGCGCGCCCCCCUCCUCCUCAACAUACUCCUCCUGACGGCCGCCGCUGCCGUCUGUCUCGUCCCCGCUGCCGCCCCCUCGACACGCAAAAAGAAGCCCCAGCUCCCGCCCAAUGCGCAGUUCAAGACGGCGUCGGCUCCGCUCGGGGUCCUGUCCACCAAGCCCUUCCUGACCCACUACCGCGGCAAUAUGCUGGUCGUCACCUGCAUAUGCAUCCUCGCCGUCGACUUCCGCCUGUUCCCGCGCCGGUUUGCCAAGGUAGAGACAUGGGGAACCUCGCUGAUGGACAUGGGCGUCGGGUCGUUUGUGUUCUCGGCCGGCAUCGUCGCCUCUCGGCCUGUGCUUAAGGAGCGCGCCGAAGGAAGGUCCACGCCGCUCGCCACACGGCUGGUGCAGUCGCUGCGCCACUCCCUGCCGCUGCUUGCUCUGGGUCUUGUGAGGCUGCUUAGUGUGAAGGGCCUUGACUAUGCAGAGCAUGUGACGGAAUACGGGGUGCAUUGGAAUUUCUUUUUCACUCUGGGCUUCUUGCCUCCCUUCGUGGCUCUCUUCCAGUCGGCACUCAAGGUGGUGCCGUCGUAUGCCGGACUAGCAAUCCUAUUGGGCGUCAUGUACCAAGUUCUUCUCGAAAGCACAGAGCUGAAGGCCUACAUUCUGGCUGGGCCUCGGACGGACCUCAUCUCGAUGAACAGGGAGGGCAUGUUCAGUUUCUGGGGAUACCUCGCCAUCUUCCUUGCCGGCCAGGACACUGGUAUGUAUGUCUUGCCCCGAGACCUCAAGCCCCGACGUGUUAUCGGCCUGGUCAGCUCUAAGCGCACCGCGCUCCUGCACACCUUGUCGGCUUGGUCGCUGCUCUGGAUUACCGUCUACCUCUUCUGCACAAGCUACACCUACGGCGCAGGGCUGACGGUGUCUCGGCGACUGGCAAAUCUGCCCUACAUACUGUGGGUGGUGGCCUUCAACAGCGCGCUGCUGUUGGCAUUUUCCCUGGUGGAUGCGCUGUUCUUCCCGGCGUUCUACAGGGCGCAGGACGCCAAGGUGGAGAAGGAGGCGUACGACGCGGCGACGAGCCGCGUGCUGCGGGCAUAUAACCGCAACGGCCUGGCCGUCUUUCUACUGGCCAACCUGCUGACGGGACUGGUCAACAUGACGGUGCGCACGCUGGACGUCGGGAGAAUAGCGACGAUGGGGAUACUGGGUGGGUAUAUGGCGGUUGUGACGGGCGUAGCCGUAGGGUUGGACAUGUACGAUGUCACCAUCAAGUUGUAAAUAUACGCAGCAAAGUGUCUGAAAGUGAAAAAAUGGUCGAGAGUUGU
This is a messenger RNA of Parathielavia appendiculata, 1771 nucleotides long. RefSeq names its product GPI-anchored wall transfer protein 1. Gene Ontology annotation, cellular component: endoplasmic reticulum; membrane. Lineage: Eukaryota; Fungi; Ascomycota; Sordariomycetes; Sordariales; Chaetomiaceae. The transcript is spliced from 2 exons. Gene Ontology annotation, molecular function: glucosaminyl-phosphatidylinositol O-acyltransferase activity. Gene Ontology annotation, biological process: protein localization to plasma membrane; GPI anchor biosynthetic process. Bases 192 to 1724 code for a protein of 510 amino acids. The record is from RefSeq and is a predicted model, not a curated record.